GGAGCCUGUGCCAAGUUCUAUCGUCUGAGGCCGGACAUCCUUCUAGUUGGCGCAGCUUUGGACAACCAACCCUAGAUUUAUUGACGGCCGGAGACUACCAAAGAUGUUCGCUGCUGCAACUUCAUUCUUCGCACGAUCCAAUAUCUCCCAGUCGUAUAAUAUAGGAGCGGCAUCCACCUCGAGCAGGUCUACCACCCCCGCGCCGUCUACCCCAGGAGCGUCCUCGUCUCCCCUUCCGGUUGCUGCCGCGCAUUCAUCCACAUUCAAUGUCGGAUUAUGGCGAGUCCAGUCUGCAACGCACAAAGUCACGAACAAGCGCGUUUCGGUAUGGAGCUUCGACAAGAGGAGCCCAGAAAUGGAGCGCUUGACGGCGAUUGCACGAGAGCAUACUCUAUCUGUCUUGAAGAGCGAGGCAUCGGCGCUUAGCCGUCUCCGUCAUCCUUGUAUAUUAGAGAUGGUUGAACCGCUAGAGGAGACGCGAAACGAGCUCAUCUUUGCCACUGAGCCGUUGAUAUCGUCCCUACAGCUCUCGAUACCAGGCUCCUCUCGAUCAACGCUCGUGGAACUCGACGAAGUGGAGAUCCAGAAAGGUAUCCUCCAACUCUGCAAAGGACUGGCGUUCCUGCACACUUCGGCACGCCUGAUACACAGCAACCUCAACCCAGAGAGUGUUCUCAUAAAUAGUUCAGGUGACUGGAAGAUAUCUGGCCUGGGAUUAACAAUCCCUCUCCAAAAACCGGACGGAACGGAGACGCGCUGGGAAUUCCCGACCUUCGAUGGGCGUGCGCCCUCCUAUGUACAGCGAUCCUUCGAUUACAUGGCUCCUGAGUACGCUCUAGAUGAGAUGCUCGUUACGGAAUCAGAUAUGUACUCGUUAGGCUGCCUUAUCUAUGCCGUACAUUGUAAAGGGAGUCCGCCGUUCCUCAAUCAUGGCAGCCUGAGUGGCCUACGUGAUAAUGCAGGAAAGCCAUUGAGUGGUAUAGAUCGCCUAGACCGGGACCUGCAAGCACUCCUCCAGCUCCUCAUCACCCGCUAUCCACAUAAUCGUCCCACCCCGACCGAUCUCCCUACUCAUUUGUUUUUCUCGUCUCUGCCCAUCUCGACCCUCAACUUCUUGGAUCGUACGAAUUUCACUGCGAAAUCGAAGGAAGAGAAAAUCUCGUUCAUGAAGGGUCUCACGAGUGUCCUCGACCGGUUUUCCGAGGGUCUACGGGUCCGGAAGAUAUUACCUACUCUACUGGAAGAGAUGAAAGACACACAACUCCUACCAUAUAUUCUGCCAAAUGUAUUCGCGAUAUCGGCAUCACUGUCCCCCGUGCAGUUUGCUUCGACAGUCUUACCUAGCUUGAAGCCCUUGUUCGCAAUCAAAGAGCCACCGCAGAAUAUGCUGACGCUUUUGGAUAACCUAAAAAUGUUGCAGAGCAAAACGGAGAAGAAUGUGUUUCGUGAACACGUCCUGCCGCUUGUGUACAACGCUCUUGAGUCCGAUCAUGCCAUCGUCCAAGAACGUGCACUUACGACAGUCCCUGAUCUCUGCGAGACUAUUGAUUAUGCUGAAGUCCAGGGUGUACUAUUCCCCCGGGUUGCUUUGGUGUUCUCGAAGACACGGAUAUUGUCCGUGAAAGUGGCUACCCUGAACACGUUCCUAAGUAUGGUUAAAACGCUCGAUCAAGCCAGCCUCACGCAGAAGUUGGUUCCUUUACUGUCGAAGAUUCGUACAAAGGAGCCUGCGGUCAUGAUGGCCACGUUAGCCGUCCAAGAAGCUAUGGGGCUGAAAGUGGAUCACGAGGCGAUUGCAUCUCUGAUUCUCCCGCAUCUCUUCACUAUGUCUAUGGGGCCUCUAUUGAAUAUUUCACAGUUCCAGCGUUUCAUGUCGGUAAUACGCAAGUUGACCGACCGAGUGGAGAAGGAGCAUAAUCAGCUCCUCCGCGAUACACAACGCAUCGAAGAUCGCUCCGCGACUGCUGUCAAUGGCAAUUCCUCGGCGACCGCCGGGGCGACUAUUGACUUCGAGAGUCUGGUCGGAAAGGCCAAUGGAGCAUCUGUUAGAGCCGACACCGUCCUCGAUACUUCGUCAGCAGCAUGGGAAGACGAUGUGUGGGGCAGUUUACUUACCAGUCCUGCCGAGACGCCGAAAUUACCAGCGCCGAUUCCCCAACCACAGCCGUCGUCAAUCCCUAUACAAGCACAGUCAGUGCCCUCCUCACCGAAGUUUCAGACAUCUCUUGCGACUUCCUCAAGGCCUACGGCAAGUCGAACUUCUUCACGUGGUCUGGGUGCCACACCGAUACCAUCUACCUCAUUCAACACGAGUGCUUUGGGCGCGCCUCCUAGGGCCAGAUCAUCGCUAUCCACAUCGAGCCAGAUAAUGCAACCGAUGCAGGCCAACUAUACCGGUGGAUCAUACCAGGCGACGCAAAGCCAAGCAUCCAAACCUAACUACAAUAUUUCCCUGGACGACUUCGAUGCUAAUUCCACUACGAACCCACAGAUUUUCUCGACGCCUCUGCAACAGCCCAAUUACACGGGCGGCAUGGGCGUGACAUCACCACCGCCGAUAUCUAUGGCCUCCCCUCCCCUCUUUGCCUCACCGCCUAGCAUGGGAGGCUUGCUAACUCCGUCGAAACCAGCCCAGCAAGGUUGGUCCAAUUCUCAACAGUUAAAGAACAAUGACUGGGGGGACUUCGAUCCGUUGUCGUAAUGUUGGACCUAUCCACCACGGGAUCUCCUGCUCGACUCAUGUGCUGUAUACCAGUGUAUACCAUCACGGAAUAUGCUCGUGACUUAGCCCUAUAAGUAGAGUAGUGACGGAAUCAGUCUGCCUCGAC
Gloeophyllum trabeum ATCC 11539 is the source of this 2828-nucleotide messenger RNA. RefSeq names its product kinase-like protein. Gene Ontology annotation, molecular function: protein kinase activity; ATP binding. The record is from RefSeq and is a predicted model, not a curated record. NCBI's taxonomy places the organism in Eukaryota, Fungi, Basidiomycota, Agaricomycetes, Gloeophyllales, Gloeophyllaceae. Gene Ontology annotation, biological process: protein phosphorylation. Bases 104 to 2701 code for a protein of 865 amino acids. The transcript has 15 exons.